Entrophospora sp. SA101 is the source of this 372-nucleotide messenger RNA. The record is from the annotation of a GenBank genome assembly. NCBI's taxonomy places the organism in Eukaryota, Fungi, Glomeromycota, Glomeromycetes, Entrophosporales, Entrophosporaceae.
AUGAUAAAUGAUUAUUACAACAAAGUCAAAUUAAAACAAACUAUUACUACAACAAACAUUAAUACCACAUGUCGUUCUUCUGGCCGUUUAUCAAAAAUUGUUUAUCCGCAUAUCCAUGUAGCUGCCAUUGACAACGGAUUGCCAUUCCCGUUUAAACAUCCUGAUCAAUGGCGUUUCUGCCCAUAUGGUCCUUUGGCUCUUUGCGCAAGUCACAAUUUAAUGGUAUGGAAUAUGAUCGAAUCUAUUGAAGUACCAGAAGAACCUGAUCAUAUGGAAAGUGGCAAUGACAAUAACAAUUACCAGUCAAAUAAUAUCGAGAUUGAUGGUGCUAGAAAUUCAUUACAAAAUCUUGAAUUAUGGAGAGGCUUCUAG